AUGACUACAAGAGUGAACUCAACUUAUUCGAUGCUUGAAAGUGCUCUUAAAUAUCGGCAUGUGUUUGAAAGUCUUCACUUGUAUGAUGGUGAUUAUGUGUUCUGUCCUUCAGCAGAAGAGUGGAAAAAAGUAGAAAAAAUUUGUGCAUUCUUGUUGCCUUUUAGUGAAACUGCUAACAUGAUUAAUGGCACAUCACAUCAUACUUCCAACUUGUAUUUUUUGCAAGUUUGGAAAGUCCAAUGUGUUCUAGUUGAUAGUUUGGGAGAUGAAGAUGAAGAUAUAAAGAGAAUGGCUGAAAGGAUGAUGAGCAAAUUUGAGGAAUAUUGGGAUGAGUAUAGUGUUGAUCUUGCAUUGGGUGCGGUUCUUGACCCGCGGAUGAAGUUGUCAACAUUGGCUUAUUGUUACUCAAAACUUGAUGCAACAACAUGUGAACGGAAGUUGCAACAAGUAAAGAGAAAGUUGUACAUGCUAUUUGACAAGUAUUCUAGCAAAAAUACUUCUUCUGGCAUGAAAAGAACUAUUCAGGACCAAUCUUCUCGUAUGCCAUUGCAAAAGAAAUUAAAGUCUUUAUCUCACGGCCUAUUUGAUGAAUUGAAAGUGCACUAUCAGCAGGUUGUUACUCGAACUGGAAAAUUUCAACUCGACGUUUACUUAGACGAGUCAAAUUUGGAUUUUCGUUGUUAUGAAGAUAUGGAUGUAUUACAAUGGUGGAAGAGUAAUAAUAAUCGAUUUCCGGAUCUAUCAAUAUUGGCCUGCGACUUGUUAAGUGUUCCCAUUACCACCGUUGCUUCCGAUUUUGAAUUUUGCAUGGGCUCACGUGUCUUUAACAAGUAUAAAGAUCGUGAUGACUUUGAAGAUGACGACGACUUUGUAGAAAUAAUGAAUGAAGUUGACGGUGAUGAAAAAUCAGAGAAAGCAUCUAAUGAUAAUGAUUUUGAAGAUGACAGUAAUGAUGGUGAUGAUGAUUGA
Messenger RNA from Trifolium pratense (red clover), 969 nucleotides. RefSeq names its product zinc finger BED domain-containing protein RICESLEEPER 2-like. Bases 1 to 969 code for a protein of 322 amino acids. The transcript is spliced from 3 exons. Gene Ontology annotation, molecular function: DNA binding; protein dimerization activity. The record is from RefSeq and is a predicted model, not a curated record. Lineage: Eukaryota; Viridiplantae; Streptophyta; Magnoliopsida; Fabales; Fabaceae.